Toxoplasma gondii ME49 is the source of this 1202-nucleotide messenger RNA. RefSeq lists its product as hypothetical. Bases 96 to 848 code for a protein of 250 amino acids. The record is from RefSeq and is a predicted model, not a curated record. Lineage: Eukaryota; Apicomplexa; Conoidasida; Eucoccidiorida; Sarcocystidae. The transcript has 2 exons.
AGAAAGGACUUGGACUCGUACUGCCCUGGGAGCAAAGCGAAAGCAAACGCAAGCGAAACGCAGAGGUCAACCAGGAUGGCUUCGACAAAAUCCCGAUGCAUGCAGUUCAGCUUCUUCGUCGUCAGCGUGUGGAGGGCGUCCGAGUGGGGACUGCCGCUCUCUCGUUCGCACUUGCGACUCUUGUGCAUUCGGCGAAGCAGACAAGCUGGACAGACGCAGCUCCUUCAACUUGGCUUUCGCGCGACUCAAAACCAUUUUCACUUCUCCCACCGUGCUCACGGAGACAGUGCGGAGACAGCGCGACACAACGUCGUCUGGGGUGCAAGAGGCCGAAGAAGGCGGUGAAGAAGUCUUGGAAGACAAAAAUUGAGCAAAGCAGGCGAAACAAGGGGGAGAAGUGGAGGGAGCAGCUGCCGGCGGAGAAGACGAGAGGAGGUCGACAGUCGCGUCGUCCGAGACAAAGAAGACAGAGAGACCGAGCAGGAAGGAGAGAGGCUCGCCGUCACUGUCUGUGUCCAUCUCUAGGAGGCGCGUUAAAAGUUUUUCAGCGAGGCCUGCGUCUGCCACUUGGAGAGUUCCGGUUUCGCUUUCCCCCUUCCUGCUUCCUUCCAGUUGAGUUCUUUGCGUCCAGUUUCCUCGUCUCCCAAGGACAGAAGGAGGCCGCGACAACUGGAGACCAAAGUGAGAGGAAGCCGCAGGUGAAGGGGAGGAGCAAGAUGAACUUCGACUCUCCUCUGUCACCUUUCUCUGUUCUUCUCCCUGCCUCUCUGUACCGUCUCGGCCGUCCAGGAGAAACACCGUCGCAUGCUGGCGAUCCGUCACUAGCCAGUCGGCGACUCUCUCUAUAAAAGAGCCUUUUUCGCCCCCAUCUCCUCCCGUCUUUACUGUUUCUCCUUCGUCUCCUUUGCUUCUCACUUCUCCUUCUUCUCCUCUCUCUCUCUCUAUCCGAUUUAUGGCUUGCUUUCUCUCCUUCUUCCACUCCUCUCUCCAAGAGAAGCCUUCGACUGCAGAGCAGACGCGCCAGGACUUGAGUAAUUUCUGCUCUUCUUUUCGCGGCAACUCCGGGCCUGUCUCCUUCCUGUGUCCUCCAUCCUUCUCUUCUCUGUGCUUCGCGCCUCUCUGCUGAUGUUCACCUGAGUCUCCGCAUUCCUCUGUGGCGGACUCUCUCUCCUUCUCUCGGCCGCCAGCAACGUCCACCAGGU